This is a messenger RNA of Phycodurus eques (leafy seadragon), 3938 nucleotides long. Its product is annotated as gastrula zinc finger protein XlCGF57.1-like. NCBI's taxonomy places the organism in Eukaryota, Metazoa, Chordata, Actinopteri, Syngnathiformes, Syngnathidae. Gene Ontology annotation, molecular function: DNA-binding transcription factor activity, RNA polymerase II-specific; RNA polymerase II cis-regulatory region sequence-specific DNA binding. Gene Ontology annotation, biological process: regulation of transcription by RNA polymerase II. The transcript has 3 exons. The record is from RefSeq and is a predicted model, not a curated record. The coding region runs from base 268 to 2157 and encodes 629 amino acids.
GGGGGAGGAGGAGGAGGAGGAGGAGGGACGACCGAGCUGCAGCAACGCUUCCUCAAUUUGAACUCCACGUUCUGAAUCCUCGACCCGGGGACUACUCGAGUGGACUAAAACGUCACUUUGUGACGUCAUCUUCGUGUCCCGCUCGAACUCGUCUCGCCUACGUUGAAACUUCUCCGCCUAGCCUAGCCUAGCCUAGCUUAGCUUAGCGUCGCUUGCUAACAAAGAGACGCUCAGCAGCGAUCAAGUGUGAGAGCGGAAAGUGUGAAAAUGCGUGCGAGGAGGACAGCGGAGCACGACGAGGAACUUUGGGGCCCGAAAGAGGAGAAGGAGCCACGAGGCCAAGGACCGGACGCCGCGUUCAAGACGUGGUAUCGAACUGCGCUGCGCAGCGCAGACAUCCCUGAAGAUCUUUGUACUGAGCGGCAUGAGCCAGAGCGCCCUGACAUUAAAGAGGAAGUGGAGGACGAAGAGGUCCACCACGUCAAAGAGGAAGAGGAGCCCAUUCCAAUUAAAGAAGAGGAGAAAGAAGUUCGCCCCCACAUAAGACAGGAAGAGGAAUCGGAGCCCAUUUCUGUUAAAAAGAAGGAGGAGCCAGAGCCCCCCCACAUUAAAAAGGAAGAGGAGGAGGAGGAGGAGGAGGAGGAGGAGGAGGAUAAUAUCACCAAGUUUCCAUCGACUGGUGGUGUCCCUUCGAAGAGUGAAGAUGAAGGUCAAAGUGAGGAGAGCGGAGGGGCGGACCCUCGGAGCUGCAGCUCAAGUCAACACAUGACAACAGAAGGUGAUGGCGAACUCUGUGGAGGGUCACAAGCAGACGGGCUCGUCGCUCCACUAUCAGAUAGGGACGACAUGACGCUGCGGUCUACUCACGCUGAUGAUGAUGAUGAUGAUGAUGAUGAUGAUAAUGCACAGUCUGAAGCUGAUAUGACAUUUCACACUGACAACAAACGAUGGAAAUGUUCUCAGUGUGGCAAAACCUUCGCUUGUAUGAAGUAUUUGAAACAACACAUGAGAAUUCACACUGAAGAGAAACAUUUUACCUGCUCAGAUUGUGGUCAAAGAUUCACUCGGAAGGGAGCUUUAAAAAUACACACGAGAACCCACACUGGUGAGAAACCCUUUUCUUGCUCUGAUUGUGGUAAACGAUUCUCUGAAAAGGGACACUUGACGAGACACACGAGAACCCACACUGGGGAGAAACCUUUUUCAUGCUCAGUUUGUGGUCAAAGAUUCUCUGAAAAGGGAAAUUUAAAAAAACAUACAAGAACCCACAUUGGUGAGAAACCUUUUUCCUGCUCAGAUUGUGGUAAAAGAUUCUUUGAAAAGGGACACUUGACAAGACAUACAAGAACCCACACUGGUGAGAAACCUUUUGUCUGCUCAGUUUGUGGUCAAAGAUUCUUUGAGAAGGGAAACUUAAAAAUACACACAAAAACACACACUGGUGAGAAACCUUUCGCCUGCUCAGUUUGUGGUCAAGGAUUCUCGGAAAAGGGAAGCUUAAAAAUACACACAAGAACACACACUGGUGAGAAACCUUUUGCCUGCUCAUAUUGUGGUCAAAGAUUCUCUGAAAAGGGAAGUUUAAAAAGACACACAAGAACGCACACUGGUGAGAAACCUUUUUCCUGCUCAAUUUGUGGUCACAGAUUCACGAGGAAGGGAGAUUUAAAAAUACACAGAAGAAUCCACACUGGUGAGAAACCUUUUUCCUGCUCAGAUUGUGGUAAAAGAUUCUCUGAAAAGGGACACUUGACAAGACAUGCAAGAACGCACACUGGUGAGAAACCUUAUUCCUGCUCAGUCUGCGGUCAAAGAUUCUCUGAAAAGGGAAACUUAAAAAUACACACAAAAACACACACUGGUGAGAGACCUUUCCCCUGCUCAGUUUGUAGUCAAGGAUUCUCUGAAAAGGCAAGCUUAAAAAUUCACACAAGAACCCACACUGGUGAGAAACCUUUUGCCUGCUCCGUUUGUGGUCUAAGAUUCUCUGUGAAGGCAAGCUUAAAAUUCCACACAAGAGCCCACACUGGUGAGAAACCUUUCUCCUGCUCCGUUUGUGGCCAAAGAUUCUCUUAUAAGUAUCAGGCUAAGACACACAAGUGUGCCGGUGAGAAUAGCAGCGAUCAAGAAGCUUUUACUAAAAAUGUCAUUGUUUAACAUAAAAAGGAAUUACUUUGUUACUGACUUAGAAAAUCCACAUUAUUGUCGUCAGUUUACCAUCUUUUCUUUUUCUUCUUCUUGUCCAGAUAUUCUCUCAAACCCUCUCGCGGGCGAAUGUUGAGAAUUAGCACUGGUGCCAAACUACUUAUAGGCACUAGUAACCUAACCCUAUAGGCGCUUUUUCCAUAGUUCUGGACUCAUAAAUGAUCUCUGCAAGAAAAAAAAAAACCAAACAAAAAAGCCCUCCAAAACAGACUCUGUCGUAAUUUUAGAAUAGUUUUCUGACGAAAUAUUAGAUUUUCAGCCAGAUUUUGGCCCGCCCACAUUUUCUUCAUGUCAGCCUGUCACAGCCUGAUGAAUAACGAACAUUUCCCCGUUGAACUUCUAUGUUCGCUAUGGUGUCCUUUUUGGCCAUGUUGAAAGUCUGGAUAUAUGUCUGAGAUAACAACGAGUGAAAGUGGUGCUAGUGUAAAACGGCGGACGCCCGGUUGUUUCAAAAAUGUAACCGUUGAGAUGCCUCCUUGAGGAACGAAGACAGCCACGUCACCCCACAUGAAUUCUUUCAUUUCCUCAUACGUCCGCUCAAUUUGGAGUUAUUUGCGCCGCCGAUGUCUUGGACAGUCCGCUCCAAAAGUAUUGGAACGGCAAGGCACAUUUUUUGUUUUGGUUUGUUCUAUGCUGACGACAUUUGGGUUGGGCGGCACGUCGGACGACCGGUUAGGUCGCCUUCCUCGCAGUUCCGAGGACCGGGGGUUCAAUCCCCGGCCUCGCCUGUGUGGAGUUUGCGUGUUCUCCCCCGUGCCUGCGUGGCUUUUCUCCGGGCACUCCGGUUUCCUCCCGCAUCCCAAAAACACGCGUGGCCACUUCAUUGACAACUCUAAAGAGCCUCUCGGUCACAUCCCACCUGCGGGGCACAGCCGCUCACCGCAUUGCACCUAACGCCCUCAAUUUCAAGUUUCAGCCUCGUCGCUCGAUCUGAUACUCUCUUCGCCUCCGAGACGCUUCUUUGAAAAUAACCCCGACUCCAUUUCUCUUCCCCAUCUACACCGCGGUCAAAUCCUUCCAACCCUGCCCCUAAACGUGGAGCCUGACCGCCUUUCCGCACGGUCUCUCCCGGACGCACGACAUGUCGACCUUUCGCCUCAUCAUCGUGUCAACCACCUCCCGAGAUUUUCCUGUCGUAGUCCCCACAUUCGAAGUUCUGGGCUCUGUGCUUCCCUCUUCUCUUUCUGCCGAAGAACCCGUUUUCCACCUCUUCUUCUUCGACUUCGACCCAAAGUAGCCGAAUUUCCGGAUCCUCUUCAAGAACCCUUUCACCGCAAACCUCUCAGCCUCCGCGUGCUUCUGGGUCCGGUGAAAAUCGAUUCGUCACUGUUAAGUUUAUAGCAAUGAAGUUGAGAAUUUUAGGAAAACACUGAAACUGGUUAAAACCGAACAAGCAUAUAUAAAUAUGAAUCUUUUAUGUUCAGAUUGGACCUCUGACUUUUUAUUGUGGUUUUAUGAACUUAUUUUUCUUGUUACAUGUACUGUGGAUAUUUAGUUCCAGAGGUGGGUAGGAAUUAGCUGCAUUCACUCCAGCAACAUUUUGGAUAAAUUGUGCUUGUCGUUUUAAUGCAUCCUACUUUUCAUUUUUACUCGAGUAAGUUAUGUACUUUUACUCUGUCACAAGGAUCUGCAUGCCGCACACGACUUCUAUUUACUAAAUAUCGCUUGUUCGGCGAUAAUUGCAUGCCCGAUAUAUUUGUUUUUUGCAGCAAGGACUGUCAAGUCGGGCUCAC